Messenger RNA from Gekko japonicus, 2657 nucleotides. RefSeq names its product polymerase (DNA directed), lambda (gene POLL). Gene Ontology annotation, cellular component: nucleus. NCBI's taxonomy places the organism in Eukaryota, Metazoa, Chordata, Lepidosauria, Squamata, Gekkonidae. Gene Ontology annotation, biological process: double-strand break repair via nonhomologous end joining. The record is from RefSeq and is a predicted model, not a curated record. The transcript is spliced from 9 exons. Bases 75 to 1820 code for a protein of 581 amino acids. Gene Ontology annotation, molecular function: DNA binding; DNA-directed DNA polymerase activity.
CUUCCCUUUCUUUCCCACUGUGCCUCCCUCGUAAGGCUGCUUAGUCUGUUUUGGGAGAAAGCGAUCCAUGUUUUAUGGAGCUUCAAGGAAUUGUCAAAGCUUUCCCUAAAAGGAAGAAGAUCAAAGAUGAUUCACAGAAGGUGGGCCCCGCAAAAGUCUUGAAAGCAGAAGAAACUAGAAACGGGCAUUCAGGAUGGUUGGAACCUGUUGUGGCCUAUGUACUGCAAGCAGGAAUGGGCCAGGCCAGGGCUGAGAUCUUUCGUAAGCAGAUCUUUCAUAAUGGAGGGCGAGUGUGCAGCCAGCUUUCCUCAGACAUAACACAUGUUAUAUUAGAUGAAGGCAUGGAUUGUGACAGGGCCUUCCGGCUCCUGAAACUAGCCAAGUUACCCCGAGGACUGCAACUGGUGAAGGCUUCCUGGCUGAGUACAUGUGUGGCAGAGCAGAAGAUGUUGAGCACAACUGGCUACAGUCUCUUCAUCCCAGACAGGUACCUGGAUGUGGCAGACCUUUCAAAGAGACAAUCACAGUUUCUGGAUGAGGAGAAGAUCCAGUCCCAGACGGAUGGUGCAGUCCAGGAGAUUAAGGCUGAAUUACAGACAGGGCUCAGCUCUACUUGCAGUGCAACCAAUUCCACAGGACAGUGGGAAGCCAAAGGGGCAGGCCUUUGCACACUGAGGGUCUCUGAUGAAGAGGGAAGUGAAGGGGAAGAUCCUGAGGUCACUCGAGGAGAGCUGGAGGCAUUGAGGUCAGGCCGAGACCUGCACAUUUCUUCUGGAGAAUCCUCAGUUACGUUUCCCACUGGCAAGUGGAUUUGUGCUCAGUCCUCUGAACGCAAGAAGAUUAAUCAGAAUCAGUGCAUUACGGAGAAGCUGGAGGUGCUGGCAAAAGCCUACUCGGUCCAGGGAGACAAGUGGCGGGCUCUAGGUUACUCCAAAGCCAUCAAUGCACUCAAGAGCUACCCAAAGCCAGUCACUUCCUACCAGGAAGCCUGUAAGAUUCCUGGCAUUGGGAAGCAGAUGGCAGAGAAGAUUAUGGAGAUCCUGGAGAGUGGGCACCUACGCAAGCUGGACCACAUAAACGAGAAUGUGUCAGUACUGGAAGUAUUUUCCAACAUCUGGGGAGCAGGAGUCAAGACAGCUCAGCUAUGGUACCAGCAGGGUUUUCGCACUCUGGAUGACAUCCGCACAAAGGCCUCUCUCACCAGCCAGCAGGCCAUUGGCCUGAAGCACUACAAUGACUUCUUGGAGCGCAUGCCACGGGAAGAAGCUGCAGAAAUUGAGCAGACUGUCAGAGAAGCUGCCAGGUCUAUCAAUCCUGGACUGGUGUGCAUGGCGUGUGGCUCAUUCCGACGGGGCAAGUCCACCUGUGGUGACGUGGAUGUGUUAGUGACCCACCCAGAUGGACACUCUCACCAAGGAGUAUUCAGCAAGCUGCUCAACAGCCUCCGGAAAACUGGGUUUCUUACAGAUGACUUGGUGAGCCAAGAGGACAAUGGCAACCAGAAGAAGUACUUGGGAGUCUGCCGCCUGCCAGGCCCGGACUGUUGCCACCGGCGUCUUGACAUCAUUGUGGUACCCUACAGUGAGUUUGCGUGUGCCCUGCUGUACUUCACGGGGUCGGCCCACUUCAACCGCUCCAUGCGGGCUCUGGCCAAGACCAAGGGCAUGAGUCUAUCUGAGCAUGCCCUCAGCAGCGGUGUGACGCGAGGACCUGGUGGCCUCAAAACAGUGUCUGGCGUUAUUCUACCUACUGUCACGGAGAAGGAUGUGUUCGUGCAUUUGGGGCUGCCUUAUCGAGAACCACACGAGAGGGACUGGUGAUGGAAGGAAGCGGUGGGUUUGCUCAGCUGGUUUCCCUACUGAACACUUGUAUGUACUCAAGCCAAACAGCAGACUCUGCUCUUGGCACAGAGUUUUUUUCUCUGGGGAAUGCCCAGGGUUCCGAAUGUAUUUAACUGACUUUGAUAGAUUGUACUGAGAGGUCACUAAUGUCACUGCAGUAAACUGGUAUGAAUGAAUGAAUGAGAAAAUGAAUGAGAAAAUGAAACAUUUUUUGCACACUGGAAAUGUCUAAUAGGAAGAAGGCUUGAGCACAUAGAUGUUAAAGAAUAUAUUUAAAGGCAUUUUGCAAAAGUGUCGUCAUUACUGUGAAGACUGCUAAUAUCUCCUCGUGGGAGAGGUUGCUUUCCUAAGGAAGGAUGCCAAGGGUCUGUUGUCAACAUAGUUCCCAUUUUUGGCUGGGAGCUAUCUUGUCCCUCAUCCAAACUGUGUUUCAAAGUAUUCAGACAACUGAAGACUGGCCAGGUGGUAAUACCGUCCCGCCACUGGUGUAGGCAUGUUUAUUUGCAUAAUAUAUACUUACCAUAGAAAUGGAUAUCAUAGCAGGAUUUGGAACUGCCUUAUGAGUAUGUCCACAAGGAGGGUAAAGGCACGUGUUGCAGCUGGGCCAGUUAGGACAAAGUGAUUAGGAAGGUGAUUUCUUAACACUAUGAAGAACUGGCAGUGGGACACUCAGACAUGUGGCUCAGACAUGUACUUACACUACUGAGACUUGUCCAAGUAUUGCCCACACACUUCCAAGCCUGUCCUCACUACCCAGAGGGCUAGGACAGUGAUGGCGAACCUUUUAGAGACCGAGUGCCCAAACUGCGACCCAAA